GACACCAAGUACCAACGCCAGUAGAGCAGUAGUCAUCAUGCUGGGCUCCCUAAUUCUCCUGUGGAUAAUCUUCAUCCUCCUCUUCUUUCUCUUCAGAAAUCAGAGGCCCAAAAACUUCCCCCCUGGACCUCCGCUCAUCCCGUUAUUCGGAAGCCUGCCUUACCUGGACCUUGUCAAUCCUCUCAAUGACCUCAGGACGCUGUCGGAGCGCUAUGGGAAGAUCUACAGUAUCUACUUCGGGAGCUACAAAGCUGUGGUGCUGAAUGGGAUGCAGGCGAUCAAGGAAGGGCUGGUCACUCACUCAGCGGAAAAUUCUGGAAGACCUACAGGCUUUAUGAUAAACGAUAUAACAGAGGGGAAAGGCAUCGCCCUGAAUUCCGGGCCAGUGUGGAAGAUGCACCGGCGAUUCGCCCUAAUGACUCUGCGGAACUUUGGCAUGGGAAAACAUUCUAUGGAGGCCAGGAUUCUGAGAGAGACUUCCUACCUCACCUCAUAUCUGGAAAAGAAUGCUGGCAAAAUAGACCCCCAGAUCCUUUUCCACAAAGCCACAUCCAACAUCAUUUGCUCCGUCCUCUAUGGGACUAGAUACGACUACGAGGACAAGUUUCUAGAGCUAAUCGUCUGCUGCAUCACUCGGAACAACAAGAUCUUCAACAGUUGUUGGACCAUGAUCUAUGAUUCAUUACCCCUGCUGAGGUUCCUGCCCCUGCCCUGCCUGAAGGCCUAUGAGAACUACAAAAUCCUAAAAGAAGCUGCAGCAGCUCAGGUGUCCCAACACAAGAAGUCCUGGGUGCAGGGAAAGCCCCGGGACCUUGUUGACUGCUACCUUGAUGAAAUUGAAAAGAGGAAAGACGAUGGCUUCUCCUUCAAUGAAAGCCAGCUGUUAAUUGUUCUGCUGGACCUCCAGAUGGCUGGAACAGACACCACUGCCAACACACUCCUCACAGCCUUUCUGUACCUCAUGACUCACCCAGAUGUUCAGGAGAGGUGUCAGAAGGAGAUCGACGAGGUGCUUGGGGAGAAGGAGCAGGCCUCUUUCGAGGACAGACUCAUGAUGCCCUACACACAGGCCAUGAUCCAUGAGGUUCAACGAGUUGCCGAUACAGUGCCACUCAGCAUCUUCCACACUGCCACCGAAGACACACGGGUGAUGGGCUACGACAUCCCCAAGGGCACCCUCAUUAUCCCCAACCUCACCUCUGUGCUGAGUGAGGAAACCCAGUGGAAGUUUCCUCACGACUUCAACCCCUCUAACUUCCUAAACGAUGAGGGAGAAUUUGUGAAGCCAGAGGCCUUCAUCCCCUUCUCUGCAGGGCCUCGGUUGUGUCCUGGAGAGGGUCUCACACGCAUGGAGCUCUUCCUGAUUCUGGUGACGCUGCUACGCCGCUUCGAGUUCAUCUGGCCUAAGGACGCCGGGGUGCCUGACUACACCCUCACUUUUGGAUUUACCCAGACACCCAAACCCUUCAGAAUGGAUGUGAGACUGAGGGCAAACUAUGGGCUUUGCACAGGUGCACAUGCAAAAGUACCUAAAGCAGAAGCAUUCAGCACCAAACCAAGUGGUGCAAAGACCAACAGAGCAGAAGUGACCAUGCUGGGCUCUGUGAUUCUCCUAUGGAUCGGCUUUGGCCUCCUCUUCCUCCUCUUCAGAACUAGGAGGCCCAAAAACUUCCCCCCUGGACCUCGGCCAGUCCCAAUAUUUGGAAACCUGCUGCAGCUGAACAUGGCCAAUCCUCUCAACGAUUUCAAAAAGCUGUCGGAGCGCUAUGGGAAGGUCUACAGUAUCUAUAUUGGGAGCAUGCCAGCUGUGGUGCUCAAUGGUCUGCAGGCAAUGAAGGAAGCACUGGUCACUCAGUCUGUGGAGUUUGCUGGACGACCUGAAGACCUUAUGGUAAAUCACCUAUCAGAGAGCAAAGGGAUUGUCUUGACUAACGGGGCUAUGUGGAAGGAGCACCGGAGAUUCGCCCUAACAACCCUACGGAACUUUGGCCUGGGGAAACGAUCCAUGGAGGAGAGGAUUCUGGGAGAGAUUUCCUACAUAGCCUCGCAUUUGGAAAAUAAUGCAGGUAAAGCUAUCGACUCACAGAUCCUGUUCCACACGGCUUCAUUCAACAUCAUCUGCACUGUCCUGUUUGGGACUCGAUACAAACAUGAAGAUGAGUUUCUCCAGAGCACCAUCCGCCGCAUCACGGAAAUCACAAAGAUUCUCAAUGGCCCCUGGUCUAUGAUUUAUGAAAUGUUGCCCCUGCUGAGGCACCUCCCCCUGCCCUUCCAGAAGGCCUUUCAGAACAUGAACAUGAUCAGAAAGUCACUGGCAGACCAGGUAUCCCAACACAAAGAGUCUUGGGUACCAGGAGAGCCACGAGAUCUAACGGACUGCUACCUUGAUGAAAUGGACAAGAGAGGAGAUGAUGGUUCCUCCUUCAGUGAAAAACAGCUGGUCGGCUAUCUGCUGGACCUUCUCUUUGCUGGAACAGACACUAGCUCCAACACACUGCUCACGGCCUUUCUAUACCUCAUGACUCACCCAGAUGUUCAGGAGAGGUGUCAGAAGGAGAUUGACGAGGUGCUUGGGGAGAAGGAGCAGGCCUCUUAUGAGGACAGACACAAGAUGCCCUACACACAGGCCAUGAUCCACGAGGCUCAGCGAGUCGCAGACACGGUGCCGCUCAGCGUCUUCCACACCACCACCAAAGACACACGGCUGAUGGGCUACGAUAUCCCCAUGGGAACUGUCAUCAUUCCCAACCUGUCCUCUGUGCUGAGUGAGGAAAGCCAGUGGAAGUUUCCAAAGGAAUUCAACCCCUCCAACUUUCUAAAUGAUCAAGGAGAGUUUGUGAAGCCAGAAGCCUUCAUGCCCUUCUCGACGGGGCCUCGGGUGUGUCUGGGAGAGGGUCUCGCUCGCAUGGAGCUCUUCCUGAUUCUCGUGACACUGCUACGCCGCUUCAAAUUUGUCUGGCCCGAGGACAGCGGUGUGCCUGACUACACCCCUGUUUUUGGGGUCACCCAGGCACCCAAACCCUACAGACUGGGGGUCAGACUGAGGGAAAAGCCGGGGAAGUGAUGCAUGUUGGGAUAGCUGGUGACGCAAUAUGUAUAUAUAAAUAACCUGGUCCCCACUCUAAAAUUUAACAAGGAAUUUGAUCUUAAUGAGACCCCCUUUUCUAGACCCCCAUGUACGAUUUAACAAAAUAUGCCAACUAUCCACUGCUCUCUAUACCAAACCAGUCAACAGGAAUAGCCUUUUACACGCUGCAAGCGCACAACCCCCUCCCAUCAAGAAGGGGCCUCCCUUAUUCUCAUAUUCAUGAUUAAGACAGGCCACGGACAGCUUUAUGAACACAGUUGUUUUUUUACUUCAUGUUUUUUAUUCAUUUGUAUUGUUAUAUUAAGUAAGCAGAAAUUAGUUGGCUAACAUUAACUAGCUAGCUAUGUCAAGUAGAAUGGAUGGCUGAAGAAAGCACUUUAGGGCAGUUUUAUAAUUCCAGGCAUCUACUACUAUUUCUUAAAAUGUUAUACGUGUACAGGUCUUCAAUC
Messenger RNA from Anguilla rostrata (American eel), 3537 nucleotides. RefSeq lists its product as uncharacterized. The coding region runs from base 38 to 3064 and encodes 1008 amino acids. The record is from RefSeq and is a predicted model, not a curated record. The transcript is spliced from 19 exons. Gene Ontology annotation, cellular component: cytoplasm; intracellular membrane-bounded organelle. NCBI's taxonomy places the organism in Eukaryota, Metazoa, Chordata, Actinopteri, Anguilliformes, Anguillidae. Gene Ontology annotation, molecular function: heme binding; iron ion binding; oxidoreductase activity, acting on paired donors, with incorporation or reduction of molecular oxygen, reduced flavin or flavoprotein as one donor, and incorporation of one atom of oxygen. Gene Ontology annotation, biological process: xenobiotic metabolic process.